This is a messenger RNA of Plectropomus leopardus (leopard coralgrouper), 3241 nucleotides long. Its product is annotated as MBT domain-containing protein 1-like. The record is from RefSeq and is a predicted model, not a curated record. Gene Ontology annotation, molecular function: zinc ion binding; chromatin binding. Lineage: Eukaryota; Metazoa; Chordata; Actinopteri; Perciformes; Serranidae. Gene Ontology annotation, biological process: negative regulation of DNA-templated transcription. Gene Ontology annotation, cellular component: nucleus.
UUUAAUGAUUAUUUCUGCGGGUUUUAGUGUUUCAGUGAGAGUGUCAUCCCGCGGCCGGGCCUGAUGGAAAAUCCCAGAGACCUGGUGGAGCGUCUGUCCAGGAAGCGCCAUGACUCCUUCGGGAUGCUGGACGGCUUGGAGGAGGACCGGAGCAGCUGCAGCACCGAGUCCAGCGGGGGGAGCGCAGCCUCCAGCCCAGAGGACAGUGACGAGGAGGAGCUUGGAGGAGGAGGAGGAGAAGGAGGAGGGGUGACUCAACUCAACCCCUCCUCCUCUUCCUCCCUGACGCUCAUCAAGACCAACGGACAGGUGUACACCUACCCCGACGGAAAGUCAGGCAUGGCAACCUGUGAGAUGUGUGGUAUGGUGGGCGUCAGAGAUGCUUUCUACAGUAAAACCAAACGUUUCUGCAGUGUAUCCUGCUCCAGAAGUUACUCCUCCAACUCCAAGAAGGCCAGCAUCCUCGCCAGACUGCAGGGGAAGCCUCCCACAAAGAAGGCCAAGGUUCUGCAGAAACAGCCUCUGAUGACAAAACUAGCUGCCUACGCUCAGCACCAAGCCAACCAGCAGAGCAGUGUCAAAAAGAGUGUAUCUGUGGAGGUGUUUGACUGGGGUCGUUACCUUGGAGAUGGAGAUGUGGCAGGAGCACCGGUCAGCUGCUUCAAACAUGUCCCAAUGGGAAAGUCGUGGGGUGACAUCAGUGAAGGCGUCCGGGUCGAAGUCCCAAACACUGACAGCGGUUUGCCAAUGAAAGUUUACUGGAUCGCUGGCAUCAUCAAACUGGCUGGUUUUAAGGCCUUGAUGCGCUACGAGGGUUUUGACAGCGACUCCACCAGAGAUUUCUGGUUGAACUUGUGUGUGCCGGACAUUCACCCGGUCGGCUGGUGUGCUGCUGGAGGAAAACCUCUGGUCCCCCCAAAGACCAUCCUGCAUAGGUGUACCAACUGGAAGACGUUCCUCAUCAAAAGACUAACGGGAUCCAAAACGCUACCGCCAGACUUCCCCUCCAAGGUCCAAGAGAGUAUGCAGGUUCCCUUUAAGAAGCAGAUGAGGGUGGAGGUGGUGGAUAAAACUCACCUGUGUCGGACUCGGGUGGCUUUGGUUGAACAGGUGAUCGGCGGUCGCCUCCGCCUGGUAUACGAGGAGUGUGACGACGGUUCUGAUGACUUCUGGUGUCACAUGUACAGUCCUCUGAUCCACAGCAUCGGCUGGUCUCGAUCCAUCGGACACCGAUUCAAACGAUCCGAUGUGUCAAAGAAGCUCAGCGUGCAGACGGACGCUCCAGGACAGCUGUUCGCCAAGGUGAAGGAGGUGGAUCAGAGCGGUUCCUGGUUUGAAGACGGGAUGAAGCUGGAAGCCAUCGACCCCUUGAACCUGUCUGCCAUCUGCGUGGCCACGGUCAGGAAGGUGCUGGCAGACGGGUAUCUGAUGAUCGGGAUUGACGGUUCGGAGGCGGCCGACGGUUCAGACUGGUUCUGUUAUCACUCCACCUCUCCCUCCAUCUUCCCCGCCGGCUUCUGUGAGAUCAACGACAUCGAGCUGACGCCCCCCAGAGGUUAUACCAAUCUCCCCUUCAGAUGGUUCGAGUAUCUAAAAGAGAGCAAGUCUGUAGCAGCUCCUGUCAGCCUCUUCAACAAGGACGUCCCUAAUCACGGUUUCCGCCCCGGUAUGAAGCUGGAGGCUGUGGACCUCAUGGAGCCCAGGCUAGUUUGCGUCGCCACAGUGACACGCAUCGUCCACCGGUUGCUACGGAUACAUUUUGACGGUUGGGAGGACGAGUACGAUCAGUGGGUGGACUGUGAGUCACCUGACCUGUACCCGGUCGGCUGGUGUCAGCUGACUGGAUAUCAGCUGCAGCCUCCUGCUGUUAACGCAGGCUCCAGAGAACUACAGUCAGCAGCAUCCAAACAGAGGAAAAAGUCUCAGCAGUACAAGGGACAAAAGAAAAAGAGGAAGUUGCCUAUUGCAAAGCGACCUGUCAGUCUCUCCGGCGGCAUGGUAACAGGCAUCCCUAGGAGCCUAUCAGGAGACGAGAACGAGACGCCAUCACCCCCUACUCCUGCCUCAGCAGCCCAGCCCCCCUCUGCCGACCCAGAGAGCAGCCCGAACACUGAGGGGGGAGCAGGUUCACGGAUUAAAGAAGAGAACGUGGAAGGAAGUGAAUUAUCUUCUGAAAGGACUGAAACAGAAACAAACGGAUCUUCUGCAGGAUUCAGGAUCCAGGACCAGUAGGCCUCAUCCUUCCCUCUCUGCCUCUCUCUUUUUCUCCAUCCAUCUGUCUCUUGAGUUAUCAGCUACAAUCCUCAUCAAACUCAUCUACUGUGAUUUUUUUUUAUAGAAAUCUUUUUGGACACACUUUAAACAUGCUACCUGUUGAUAGCCACAUGACUCCGUUUAUUUCGGUCAAACACUCCUUUUUUUUUCCUGUGUGAACGCCACACAUUCGGCUUUUUGUUGUCUGUGCCUGAUGACCGUCCUCCAUUUUUUCACCCUCAGUCUUUGUCUUUGUGCAGAAAGUUGCUCAGCAAAGGUCGUCAACACGUAUUUACGAUAUUUAUAACAGCACUGAAAGCUUGAUAAUGUAGUCUGGGGCAUUGUCUCCAUUUAGCAUCGUAAGGGCUUGUCCUUGGUACAGUUUCUCUAAAUUUUGGGCUUAAGUAACCAUUUAAUAAUGAGCAGUUGGUGGAGCCAAUUCCAGUAUUUUUAUUUGACCCGCUACAUUUUAACUGACAACUUUAAGAUCAAUAGAUUUAUCCCCGCCCCACAAGAUUUUUUCUUCUUUCUUCCUCCUUUUUUCUUUGCCCCAAAUCCCACUCGCCAUCUCCCUUUCUUGGCUUUCUCAACAACAAAAAAUACCCUUUUUACAGUGUUGAUUUCAAAGCCAUGUGAAAGAAAAUGGUUCUAUCGCUGUGUCACUACACACUCUAAAGGUGUGUGUUCAGACCAAAUGCGGGCAGCCUGAUAGCAGACUGAAUGAGUGACGGAUAGACUGCUUUAGGUCGCGUGCUGAGCAGUGCGGGGGAGUUUUUCCUUAGUCGAUGUGAGGGGUCUAAGGGAUGUCAUCUGCUAUAAAGCCCUCUGACGCAAACUGUGAUUUGUGAUAAUGGGCUUUAUUAAUAGAAUUGACUUGACUUGAACUUACAAAUAUUCACCUAUAACAGCUGUGCUAACAGCUGUGCUAACUAAACUGGAGAGGGCAGCUAACGCUAAGGUUAGCGCUUACUUGGUUUAUAGUUAAGCA